Messenger RNA from Hyphopichia burtonii NRRL Y-1933, 896 nucleotides. RefSeq names its product U4/U6-U5 snRNP complex subunit. Gene Ontology annotation, cellular component: spliceosomal complex; U4/U6 x U5 tri-snRNP complex. Lineage: Eukaryota; Fungi; Ascomycota; Pichiomycetes; Serinales; Debaryomycetaceae. The record is from RefSeq and is a predicted model, not a curated record. The transcript has a single exon. Gene Ontology annotation, biological process: mRNA splicing, via spliceosome. Bases 58 to 747 code for a protein of 229 amino acids.
AAACUGAAAAUUCAAUACUCUUUCUUUACCAACUUUACUAACUUUACCGACAUUACCAUGUCAGAAGAUAACCCUAAGGUAUCUGUGGAUCAGUACGGACGGAAGACCUGGGACGUGGAAGCGUAUGCCCGGGAAGCAAAGCAGGGGGGCAAACCCAAAGCUGUGGAGCCGUCCAACAACGAAGCGAUGGCCAUCAAUCAAGAUAAACCAACGUCAUAUCUACAACAUCGAUCCAAUCUUUUGAACGAGUCAAUCGGGGCCGUGAACAAACACACCUUGAUCAACCCACUCAAUACAAAGUCUUACGGUAAGGAUAAACGGUUUGGGUUUUUCUGUCCGGUCUGUGAUUUGUCCUUUAGAGACAACUUAGCACUUAUUGACCACGUCAACUCUCCGCAGCACAUUGGCAGGUCCCAGCAGUUGGCCAAGUCGCUAAAGAAAGACGGAGAAGAGGAAGAGACCGAGUUGCUCGAAGGUGGUAUACGACGUGCUUCAGUUGAAGAGGUGAUUGCAACCAUUGAAAAACUAGUAGCACAGCUGAUCCGAGCAAAACAGGACCCUGGCUCUGUAGUAUCAAUCCAAGAUCGAAUUAACAAAAGAAAAGCAUUUGAACAGAAACAGUUGGAAAAGAGAAGACUCAAAAGACAGAAUUUGAAGAAACGAAAGAGAACCCCGGUGGAGCCAGAACCUUCGAGUGACAUCUCGAACCUCAUGGGGUUCAGUGGGUUCUCAACCUCCAAGAAGUAAUCUCUGGCUAUCGAUUAGACGGUUGUAGGCGUAUAAUAUAGUGUAAUAUACAUAGAUAUUGGGUAUAUAAAGUAAAGACUAUGGUGUACCGGUUUUGCGGUUUGAGCAGCUGCACUCAAAAUCUUCCACCAAUAAAAUUUAUUCGAAAU